Penicillium diatomitis is the source of this 2745-nucleotide messenger RNA. RefSeq lists its product as uncharacterized. Bases 1 to 2745 code for a protein of 914 amino acids. Gene Ontology annotation, molecular function: protein binding; protein-containing complex binding. Lineage: Eukaryota; Fungi; Ascomycota; Eurotiomycetes; Eurotiales; Aspergillaceae. The record is from RefSeq and is a predicted model, not a curated record. The transcript has 2 exons.
AUGCGCCGCCAUGGAAGAUCCAGCGGGGGCCCGACGAAGGCCGUCUCGCCUUUGUCCGACACGGUCUCGCUCAUCCAUUCCUUCGACUCUGUCCUCAACCCGAAUCGGCCCGCCCGACCUUCUCCUUUAGCCUCAUCUCAUAUCAAAGCUCUUCCGCUCGAGCUAGUCGAUCGCUUGCGAUCCUUUCCUCUAUUUCAAGCGACGCCCGAAUCUUUUCUGAUCGAGGUCGGUCAACACCUGCGGCCGCAGCUUCAUGCGCCCAAUGAUUACAUCUUAACGGAAGGUGAUGAUGCACGGGCGAUAUAUUGGUUGGUGCGAGGCGCAGUGUCGGUCACCUCGCGCGAUGGCGAAAGUAUCUAUGCUGAGCUUAAACCGGGGGCAUUCUUCGGAGAAAUCGGCGUUCUGAUGGACCGGCCGCGCACUGCUACGAUCAUUGCUCGCACCAGAUGUAUGCUAGUGGUUCUGACGAAAGAAGACUUUCGGAAUAUCCUGCCAAGGUUUCCGGACGUGGAGCGGGCGAUCCGGGAAGAGGCCCAAGAGCGCCUGACAAUCUUGGAGAAGAAGAAGCAGGAAACCUCUGCUCCGGCGCUGGAUAAACCGAGUGCUAGCCCCGUGCGAAGGGGCUCCAAACGCUUGCGAGAAAGCAACUCGAGAGAUCUGACGACCGCUGAAGAAGAUGUCAAUAGCAGCUUCAUUCACAAAAAACGCAAGUCACCGAGUCCCGGACGCUGGGACCCCUCAAGCGCACUUGCAAACGGCUUGGUGAAUGUUCGUCUCUUGCUGAAGGAGCUCCCCCUGUUCAAAGAGUUGCCGGCCGAUAUUCUACACUUCUUGGGUCUCAACGCACAGCCGAGCUCUUAUGCUCCCUUCACCGACAUCAUCAAGCAGGACUCCCAAGGUCGUGAGCUUUUCUUCAUUGUGCGCGGCGAAGUUGAAGUUGUCACGGAACGGCGCGGGCAGUCCAUGAGCAACGGCCGUCAUGAAGUCGAAAUCAAAGCUCGCUUGAGGCAAGGCCAAUAUUUUGGCGAAGUGGUCAGUUUGUCACUUGCACCGCGAAGGACAGCCACCGUACGGUCCGUGACCUCGGUGGAAUGUUUGAUGAUCAGUGGGGAUGUGCUCGAAAAGUUUUGGGAUAUGUGCCCUCACGAAGUGCGUGAGCAGGUGGAGCGCACCGCCCAAGAGAGACUAAGUGCUGCUGCGGACGGUGAUGUUAUCAUGACGGACGCAUCUGAGGAGCAAUCUCCCAUGGGCGAGCUGCCUGUCAACGAGAGAGUCAGGGUCACAGCCACCCGGCGACGUUCGAUGCCGUUAUUGACACUUACAGAGACGGAGCUUGACGGCCCUCAUCAAUCUUCAUCAAGUGAGGACCAAGAGCAAGCGGUUUUGAGACCAUCAGAUCCUGAUCCAUACCUAAGCCUCGGAUUAGACAAGGUCCGUCUUCGAAGUCGACGAGGCUCGUUAGCACCCUUGACUCCGGAGGAAAUCUCAGGCGAUGAAAAGCCAGUACAACCGAAUGCAUCACACGCUGCCGGUUCGUCGUCAGAUCUUGCUCUCCCCGCCGCCCACAGUCUAUCGAAACCUCAGCAUAAGCCCCAUCGAGUCGAUGAUGCCGCCCAUGGUGUCUUCCCAGACAGCAUUUUACUAAGGAUCUUUGAAUACAUGGAGCUACAUGAGCUAAUUGGGCUUCGUGGCGUGUCCUCACAUUGGUCUGAUAUUCUGAACACGUCAGAUAAAAUCGUUCAGGAUCUGGAUUUGAGUAUCUACAACCGCUGUAUUACCGACGAUGUGCUUGUGAAGGUCAUCUGUCCUUUCGUUGGGAGUCGACCGCGCUCGGUCAACAUCAACAACUGCUUCCACAUUACCGAUGAAGGCUUCAAUGCUUUGGUCAAAACGUGUGCGCCUAAUUCGGUAGUAUGGAGGAUGAAAAGUGUGUGGGACGUCACGGCCUCUGCCAUACUCGAGAUGUCUAGCAAAGCCGUUGAUUUGGAGGAAGUGGAACUAAGCAACUGCCGGAAGGUUGGAGACACUCUCAUGGCACGAAUCAUCGGCUGGGCCGUUCCUCAUUCCAAAAACGAGAGUAAAACUUCAUCCAUCAAGCCAACUCUUCAAACCGCGGAGGCCGUGGUCUAUGGCUGUCCGAAGCUCAAGAAGCUCACACUGUCUUACUGCAAGCACGUCACGGAUCGGUCUAUGCACCAUAUUGCAUCUCACGCCGCGAAACGCAUUGAAGAGAUGGAUCUCACAAGAUGCACCACUAUCACGGACCAAGGAUUUCAAUACUGGGGCAAUACACGUUUUACUAAGCUCCGGAGACUCUGUCUGGCAGAUUGCACUUAUCUGACAGACAAUGCGAUUGUACACCUGACAAAUGCUGCCAAGCAGCUGCAAGAGCUCGAUCUAUCAUUCUGUUGUGCGCUUUCCGACACGGCAACUGAGGUUCUUGCGCUCCAAUGCUCUCAGCUGCAGUACUUGAACAUGUCAUUCUGCGGAUCAGCUAUUUCCGAUCCAUCUCUGCGAAGUAUCGGACUGCAUCUAUUGUCACUCAAAUAUCUCUCUGUACGGGGCUGCGUUCGUGUCACGGGGGUCGGCGUUGAAGCCGUCGCAGAAGGUUGUCAUCAAUUGCAAACGUUCGAUGUGAGCCAGUGCAAGAACUUGACACCGUGGCUCGAGGACAAUGGCCCAAUGCGUUAUCAACCGCGCAUCGAAUUUGACUUUGUUGCACCAAAUGGGAAGAAUUCCAGGUGA